AUGGUCGACGUCGCCCGAGCGCCGCGGCGGCCUGGCGCUGGACCUCGCCGUGCACUCGCCCAGCGACACAAAGCAGACAUCCAACGCACUUUGCCUGACGGCACGCGACCCGUCUACGGCCGGCGUCACGGUGCCCACGCAGCACGUCCCGUCCGCGAAGCUGCGUGCCAGGUCAGAUACAGCAUCUGGGGCAGGGGUACGGCAGGAGACCGCGGACCUUUGCCACCGUCGGCGGCCCGGGGCGUUGCACUUCGAUCGGGAGCAUCCGCGUCACUGGAGAGUAGAAAAGACGUGCCCCCAAGUGUCAGCGUCGUCAUGACGCUUGUCAUACGGCGCCAGUCCUAUCGCGCCGUCGGCUCGGCCUCCAUCGUCGGGCUCAUCAGCACGCGCCCUCGCGAACCUUGA
Molecule: messenger RNA, 405 nt
Organism: Verticillium nonalfalfae
Lineage: Eukaryota; Fungi; Ascomycota; Sordariomycetes; Glomerellales; Plectosphaerellaceae
Exons: 1
Coding region: 1-405 (134 amino acids)
Source: RefSeq, a predicted model, not a curated record